Messenger RNA from Trichoderma aggressivum f. europaeum, 4479 nucleotides. RefSeq lists its product as uncharacterized. The record is from RefSeq and is a predicted model, not a curated record. Gene Ontology annotation, cellular component: nucleus; chromatin. Bases 1 to 4479 code for a protein of 1492 amino acids. The transcript is spliced from 3 exons. NCBI's taxonomy places the organism in Eukaryota, Fungi, Ascomycota, Sordariomycetes, Hypocreales, Hypocreaceae. Gene Ontology annotation, molecular function: histone H3K36 demethylase activity; histone H3K9 demethylase activity. Gene Ontology annotation, biological process: regulation of gene expression; chromatin remodeling.
AUGUCAGACGACGCCUGCGUCCCAGAGCCGGCCGAGGCGCUGAAGGAGCAGGUCAACGACCAGAUCGAGUGCGCCAAGCAGCCCGCCUUCUUGCACUCGCCGCCCGAUAGCAACGAUGCCGGCAAGUCGGAGUCGAGCGACUCGGAGCUGAGCGACCUCGAGGACGAGCCGCCGCUGGAGGAUGCGCCGAUGCUCCCUCCGGAUGUCGGCCUUGAGGACGACAUUGGCGACAUCCAGCCAGACCAUUGGUCCUCUGGCAAUGUGCCCGUCUUCAAGCCGACCAUGGAUCAGUUCAAGGACUUCAAGCGUUUCAUGACAAAAGUCGACAGCUAUGGAAUGAAGUCGGGCAUUAUCAAGGUGAUCCCGCCAGAUGAGUGGAGGGAUGCGCAGCCCCCCCUUGACGACCUCGUAAAGCAGGUCCGAGUCCGCGAACCAAUCAAGCAGGACAUCAUGGGGUCCAACGGCACAUACCGCCAAGUCAACAUCCUCCAUGGACGAUCCUACAACAUCCCGCAAUGGAGGCAGCUGUGCGAACAGAGCGAACAUCAGCCUCCCGCCAGGCGUGGAGAGCGGCGUGCAAAUGCAGACAAGCCCAGGCCUACGCGAGCUCGCCCUGCCGCUACCAAGGGCGCGAAUACUACUGCUGCUGCCACCACCACCACUAGCUCUCAGAAAACUCGGGGGAGAGGACGACCACCCAAGAAGGGAAAGCAAAAGAAGAGCGAGGACAGUCGCCCCAUGACUCCCGUCUCGCCAAAAGUUGAGGCUGAAGGCGAAGGUGCGGAAGACGAGGUUAUGGACUCUAUCGAAAAGGAGCUAGGAACCGAGGUGGACUAUGAAGACGAAGAUGAUCAACCUACCGUCCGCAGAAUGGGCGGUGUUAGGCCUGCCAAGCCAAAGAUUCAAUCAACCUCGGCGCGGCGGAAAUUCAGUCGUCGAGAGGCCUCUGCAGUCAUCGAUGAGGCUGCAUUCAAGGAUUUCGAUUAUCGGAUGGACAUCUCCGACUACACGCCUGAGCGCUGCGAAGAACUGGAGAGAGUAUAUUGGAAAACCCUCACAUAUGCUCAACCACUAUAUGGUGCUGAUUUGAUGGGCACACUCUUUGAUGAAAGGACCGAGAACUGGAAUCUGAACAAGUUACCCAACCUCCUGGACGUUCUCGGCACAAAGGUCCCCGGGGUCAAUACGGCAUAUCUCUAUCUUGGCAUGUGGAAAGCGACGUUUGCGUGGCACCUCGAGGAUGUCGAUCUUUACAGCAUCAACUAUCUUCACUUUGGCGCUCCAAAGCAGUGGUACAGCAUUUCUCAGGCCGAUGCUCGACGAUUCGAGACUGCCAUGAAGAGCAUUUGGCCCGCUGAUGCCAAAGCCUGCGAUCAGUUCCUCAGGCACAAGGCCUUUCUCAUCUCGCCCCAACACUUGCAGCAGCAUUACGGUAUCAAAGUCAAUAAAGUCGUCUCGUACCCUGGCGAAUUUGUCGUCACUUACCCCUACGGAUAUCACUCCGGCUACAAUUUGGGGUACAACUGCGCCGAGGCGGUCAACUUUGCUCUCGAUUCCUGGCUGGAGAUGGGCAAAAUUGCCAAAAAGUGCGAAUGUGCUCAGGCCCAAGACAGCGUAUGGGUCAACGUCUACGAGAUUGAGCGUAAACUGCGCGGCGAGGAGACUGAGUACGAAGAGACAGAGGAAGAAGACGAUGAAGACGAAGACGAAGACGACGAGCUCUCGGGGCUUCCCACUCCUCCUGGUGGCCAUGGGGUCAAGUUCAAGGACGCAAGCCGCAAGAGAAAGCGCGGCCGGGCAGACAAGGGUGCCAAGGCCAAGGUCAAGAAGAUCCGAUUAAGGCUCAAAGUCAAGGCUGAGCCGCCCUGUUGCCUAUGCCCCAACGAUGUGCCGAACCUCGAGUUUCUACCGACUGAUGACGGCAGAAAAGCCCAUCGCCUCUGCGCCCUCUACAUUCCUGAGACAUACAUCGACACGGUGGAUGGCAAAGAAGUUGUAUCUAACGUCGCGGCAGUGCACAAGGACCGUCUGGAUCUCAAAUGUCUAUUUUGCCGAUCGAAGCGUGGGGCGUGCUUCCAGUGUUCUCAAAAGAAAUGCGCAAGGGCAUAUCACGCAACAUGCGCUGCAGCAGCUGGAGUGUUUACGGAGGAGCAAGAGGUGCCCGUCUUUGGUGAAGAUGGGACGGAGUACAAAGAACAGGCCUUUGAGUUUAGUUGCCGCUUCCACCGCACCAAGCGUGAUAAGAAGCUGGAUGGCGAUGCCUUGGAAGAAGACUCUCGCAUUCUCAAAGCCGCCGAGGCCCUCCAAAAGGGAGAUAUCUGCCAGCUGCAGUAUCACAAAGGCGAAAUCUUUGCCGGAAUGGUGGUGGAAAAUCGGCCAGACGAGCGAAUGCUAUUACUUGACCUUGUCCCUAAUGGCGACCGACUCGAGGUUGAGUGGAAAUGGCUACUACUUCCAAAUCCAUCCGACUACCACCUACCCAAGGCGUCCGCAAACGCCAUCCCGCUGCCAUCCUCACAAAAGGCAAAGGAUAAGCUGAAUGCCAAGCGCCAUCAAGGGGAUGACAAGCCGCGAAAGGGCGACCCGUUUGUCGAGGGAGAUUAUUCUUGGGCAGAAUUCCACACCAGCGAAGUCACCACCCAGCAGGUCAAGGUCGAUUUCAGCAAACAAGACCAGGUUUGGUAUUAUCUCGGAAAGACUUCGACCGAGGCGAGAGCUCAGUAUACCGAAGAUCCGUCGAACCCACGGCACAACCCCAAGGGUAAUUUCCUGGAUACAAUUCCGAAGCCCCCCAAGCCUGUACCCGUGCGACCUGUAUACCAACAGAGAGCUUAUGGGGUUCCUGGCCAAUUCGCUCACACGGGUGUUUUUGCGGGCCACAUGAUGACGCCCACGAACGCUACGGGCUUAGAAAGACCAUACGUUUAUCAACCAAGAAACCCUGCUGGCUACACUCACCAACUCCCUGGAACCUUUUCAUUCCAAGGGACGAACGCUCCCCCUCAUCCUCAUCCUCAGGCCCAUCCUCAUCCUCAUCCUCAAGCGCAUCCCCAUCCCCAUCCCGCUCCUCCUCCCGCUCACCAUCAGUAUCAACAAUCUCACAAUCAAUAUCAACCAUAUACAGAACAGCGGUUUGACCACAUGGCUGGGGCAAACGCAAUCCCUCGAGCUCACGCAUUCCCACCACCCCUACCACCGCAGCAACAGCCACAGCCACAGCCACAGCCUCAAUCUUCUUUCCCAGCAUCUUUGACGGCCAGGUCUUCGGCAACUCUCACAAGUUACAGGAAUGCUCCGACUACCCAAGGCUCGCAGCAAUAUGGCAAGCCCACUUGGCAAGUUCAUUCGUCGGUCUAUCAAAAAGAACCAUCCAAAUACCGAACCCCUUAUUCUCCAUGGGGCGGGUUCACCAAUGGAUACGAAGGCGAUUUGAGAGCACACCUGCUAGCAAAUCAAAAUGAUCUUCUCCGACGGGCAUCCUUGACUGCAAUGUCUCCAGUGAGCACUCCGGGACCAUAUCAGGCCUCACCUUCUGUGGCUGCACCGCACAGUGGCCCAGCUGUCUCCGUAUCACACCAGACAGUGACGUCGGCGCAGCAAACUGCUUCCACGCUCCCUGCACCGAUAUUAGGAACUGCCAGCCACCAAUACCAUCCGGCGAUCAAAGCACAGUAUAGGAACAUGGUCCAGCCGCCCAGCAAGCCCAAGCCAACCCCAGUCUCCAAGUCGUACAAGGUUGGCUUACCCGCUGCUAUCAGUCUGUCUCUGAAAGCGACUAAAUCCGCAAUGCAGGUUCCGUCCAAGCAAUCUCCAGUGCCUUUGCCAGCAAAUUUCUUAGCCGCCAUGACCUCCUCGCCCGGUACACCUGCGCCCUCCUCCACUAAACAUUCACCUCUUCCACCGGGAAGUCCCCAGGCCGCCUCUCCCAGCACAAAAGCAGCUGUGGCAUCCUCGCCAUCACCUCCACAAGAGUCGACAAGCCCUGGAAGUUCAACACCCAAAGCGGUGCAACCACCUCAGAGGAUAUCCACAACUCCAGUGCCGCUCCCCAAAUUUUCAAUGGCAGUCCAAGGAAACACAGGGGCCUCUUUGUCUCCAUCUACAAUAGCCAAACCUCCGAUGUUACCACAGGUUUCACAACCAGCUUUUCCGAGGGACUAUGAUCAAAGUGUUUUCGUACCCAAAGAACCAUCUGAUGUUUCUCGAGAGGCUGUGGCGCCAAUCACUGAAUCACCAUAUGGUACUUCUAAUAAUUUAAUUCCGGGCAUGACAACGUCUGCGGCUUCAGCAAUGUCAACCAUUUUCACAACUAAUACGCGGGCUGGGGAUGACCAAGCCCCACAGUCCAUUCCUACAAAAUCUACAAUGCAUCAUCAGCCCGAAGGAUUUCCAGACGUUCCGGGCUGCGAAUCUAUGGAGUUUGUCGAGCGGAUGAUGGAAAAUCUGAGAAAAGCGUCCCAGCGACGGCCUUCAAACUGA